AUGUCUCUCACAAACGGAACACCGCUGGAUAUUGCUCAGUCGGCUAGGGAAGGCUCGAGAGCGCUUGCUGUCUUGAAGACUGAAGAGCGUAAUGCCGCUCUAAUUACGAUUCACAAGGCGCUAGCAGAUGGCAAGGAAGAAGUAUUAGCAGCCAAUGCUAAGGAUCUCGAGGCUGCGAACAAGGCUGCAGCUGGUGGAACACUUAGUGCAAGUUUGGUCAAGAGAUUGAAUCUUGGAGGGCCUGGAAAGUAUGAAGAUAUGCUCCAGGGCAUUCUCGAUGUGGUGGAACUGGAAGACCCAAUCAACAAGACUACCGCAAAAACACUGUUGGACGACAAUCUCACACUUUCACGGAUCACUUGCCCUAUCGGUGUGCUUUUGAUCAUCUUUGAGGCUCGCCCAGAGGUCAUUGCCAACAUCUCCGCACUAGCCAUCAAGUCCGGAAACGCAGCCAUUCUGAAAGGUGGACGAGAAUCCAGCCACAGUUUCGCAGCCAUUGCGUCGAUCAUUUCCAAAGCUCUGUCCUCGACAGCAGUUCCUUCAAGCUGCCUGCAACUUGUCCAGACCCACGACGUGAUUGCCGACCUUCUCAAACUGGACACAUACAUCGACCUAUGUAUUCCUCGCGGCGGCAACAAACUUGUCCGCUACGUCAAGGACUCCACAUCCAUCCCGGUCCUGGGCCACGCAGAUGGUAUAUGCUCUAUAUUCCUGACGAAUGACUACCCAGCCGAGAAGGCCGUCAAAAUCAUCGUCGACGCAAAGUGCUCAUACCCAGCUGGUUGCAACUCGACCGAACAACUGCUCGUCGAAGAAUCCGCGCUCAACACCACGCUCCCAGUUGUCGCCGAAGCUCUUCUAAAGAAAGGCGUAUCCCUCCGCUGCGACCCUUCUUCCCUCUCCGCUCUUCAGAGCAAACUCGACUCGCACUCGUCUGCUCUGCUACAAGCGGCUGGUCCAGAAGACUUCGACACCGAAUUCCUCGAUUUCAUCAUCGCCAUCAAAGCCGUGCCUUCCAUCGCCGAAGCAAUCUCGCACAUCAACGCUCACGGCUCGCACCAUACCGAUGUUAUCCUCACCAACUCAGAGUCGACUGCCCGUUCGUUCCUUGCAGCUGUGGACUCGGCAUCUGUCUACUGGAACACUUCGACUCGCAUGGCUGAUGGCCAGCGCUACGGCUUCGGCACUGAAGUGGGCAUUUCUACUAACAAGAUCCACUCGCGUGGACCCGUAGGAUUGGAGGGACUGUGUAUCUACAAGUGGGUGAUUGUGGGUGAUGCGCAUGUCAGCAGUGACUAUGGCGCGGGAGGGAAGAAGUGGAAGCACCAGAAGAUGGCAGUGGGAGACGAGGAGAGCGUCGCGCAGAACGAAGAGGAGAAGGAGGUGUUGAGGAAGUUCAGGGCAAACAAAGGACAGUAG
Molecule: messenger RNA, 1419 nt
Organism: Ascochyta rabiei
Lineage: Eukaryota; Fungi; Ascomycota; Dothideomycetes; Pleosporales; Didymellaceae
Product: Glutamate-5-semialdehyde dehydrogenase
Exons: 2
Coding region: 1-1419 (472 amino acids)
Molecular function (GO): glutamate-5-semialdehyde dehydrogenase (NADP+) activity; NADP binding
Source: RefSeq, a predicted model, not a curated record